Cladocopium goreaui is the source of this 1950-nucleotide messenger RNA. Lineage: Eukaryota; Dinophyceae; Suessiales; Symbiodiniaceae. The record is from the annotation of a GenBank genome assembly.
AUGAUGAAUGUGCUUCCGUGCUUCGUCGAGCUUGGCCGGCUGGACGUGCCGGCUGGGCAAGGCCGAGCUUCAACUCGUUUUCCAAGGGCUCAGCGAGCCCAGCAAGCUCAGCGAGCACACGCUCAGUCAACUAGCACUGGCAUCGCCGGCGCAGUUUUGGGGGGCCUGGCUAUUAGAAGCUUUGGCAAUCGGAGACCCUUGCGUAGCCUUCCCAAGCUGACUGCCCGAGUUUCAAUCCUUGAUAUUCCAGACAUUCCAACGGAAGUGGAUGGAGAUUCAUGCACGCCCCCCUGGAAAUCGACGGGCGCGGCUGAGAUUGCAGAUGAGGUGCUGGAAGGAGCAGGUGGAGCAGAUUACGUCAUGAAUUUGGAAGGAAAAAAAGUUCGCGGAUGCCUCAAAGGAGCCAAGCAAGUUGCAACGCUCGGGCCAGCAUCAGCUAGUGAUGAAAUGCUGGAGCGCCUUUUCCUGAGUGGCGUGGACACUUUCCGCUUAAACUUUUCUCAUGGCGAUCAUGAAGAGAAGACAGACCUGAUCAAGCGCAUUCGGAGGGUGGAAACCAAGUAUCGCCAUCCCAUCGGGAUUUUAGCAGACAUGCAAGGACCCAAGCAAAGAUGCGGAAAGUUUGCAGACCCCAAUGGCGUCGAGCUGCUCAAAGGACAAAUGUUCCGCUUUGACAUGCUGCCAGAUUUGGGAGAUGUCAAUCGAGUGCAGUUGCCACAUCCCGAGAUUUUGGAAGCAUUGAAGCCUGGCAAACAGUUGCUGUUGGAUGACGGAAACAUCCGCAUGGAGAUUGUUGGGUGCGGCCGCUUGCUUGACGGCAAGGAGGUUCCCGUGGAAGAAGCAAAGGAGUCAAAGGAAGCAACUCCUUUUGUGGACUGCAAGGUCACUGUUGCAGGCCGGUUGAAGGCCAACAAAGGUGUGAACACUCCAGAUGUCAUCUUGGCCAUGUCUCCAAUCACUGAGAAGGACAAAAAGGACAUUGAAUUUGCCUGCAGGGCAGGCGUGGAUUGGAUCGCCAUGUCCUUCGUCCAGACCAGCGAUGAUAUGAAGGAACUCCGACAACGAGUCCUCAACUUGGGUUUCAGGGAGAUCAAAUUGCUUGCAAAGAUCGAAAAACCUUCAGCAGUUGAAGAUAUUGAAGGCAUCCUCGAAGCAUCUGACGGUGUGAUGGUGGCACGCGGUGACUUAGGGGUGGAGAUGCCGCCUGAAGAGGUCCCAUUCGUUCAGAAGCAGAUCAUUCGUGCGGCGAAUGAGCAUGGAAAGCCUGUGAUUGUUGCCACGCAGAUGUUGGAGAGCAUGAUCAAGAAUCCAACACCGACGCGGGCAGAAUGCAGCGACAUUGCCAAUGCCAUUUUGGAUGGAUGCGAUGCUGUAAUGCUAAGCGGUGAAUCUGCUGUAGGAGAGUAUCCAGCACAAGCAGUGACAAUGCAAAGACGAGUCAUUGAACGAACCCAGGCGAAUGGAGCCGUGGUUGAAAAGCAUGUGGAUACAGACACAGAGGAUGACACGCAGAACAUUCUGGCCACAGCUGCUGCGCUUGCCAAGGGGAAGAAGGUGGCUGCCAUUGUCGUUUUCACUGCCACUGGUAAAACCGCUCAGCUCCUGGCCAACCAGAGGCCGAGAGUACCAAUUUUGGCCAUUUGCAAGUGCCUUGAGGUCGCCAGGCGCAUCUCAUUGCUCCGUGGAGUCUACGGCACCAGCGACGCAGACUCGCAACAACUGGUGGCCAGAGUCGAACGAGAGACCAAUUCGGUGCGAUUCAGUGAAGCAGUGGAAGUUGCUUGCAGUUUGGCGCGUGAGAAAGGCUUUGUGGACAGCCUUGAGCAGGAUGUGGUAGUGGUCUCUCGCUUGCCUCUGUUCAGUCAAGGCCGCUUGAAUACCAUUCGCAUUGUAAAGGCGGAGGGGCUUCAGCGAGAUGGCUAUGAUUCAUUUGAUCCUGAAUACGAUUGA